Molecule: messenger RNA, 198 nt
Organism: Prunus armeniaca (apricot)
Lineage: Eukaryota; Viridiplantae; Streptophyta; Magnoliopsida; Rosales; Rosaceae
Source: the annotation of a GenBank genome assembly
AUGUCCCUUCUCACAGCCCGGCUUCGAACUAGCCGUGGAGCACCUGACAUGGAACCGCUGUUUGGAAGAGUUGGUUGUGGGGUUACUUUGGAUGAUGCAAUGUUGGAAUGUGUUGGUAGUGGAAAAGAUGGCCUCCUCGCUAAGCAGUUGGCAAUGGCAGAACAUCUUCCCUCAUUUUCUGCACUUGAAACAGAGUAA